This is a messenger RNA of Leopardus geoffroyi (Geoffroy's cat), 1633 nucleotides long. It is a transcript of the gene SLC16A11, whose product is annotated as solute carrier family 16 member 11. The record is from RefSeq and is a predicted model, not a curated record. Gene Ontology annotation, biological process: transmembrane transport; monocarboxylic acid transport. Bases 118 to 1608 code for a protein of 496 amino acids. The transcript has 4 exons. Gene Ontology annotation, molecular function: monocarboxylic acid transmembrane transporter activity. Lineage: Eukaryota; Metazoa; Chordata; Mammalia; Carnivora; Felidae.
UCCAUCUCGGCGCUCGCUCCCCUCCGGGGCCCCGCCCGCCCAGGAAGCAGGCAGAAAACCUGGCCGGGGUGUCCUUGCCUUUCCCCUUCCCUCACCGCCCGGAGGGGCCGGACGGCGAUGACCCCCAAGCCUGCCGGGCCCCCGGACGGGGGCUGGGGCUGGGUGGUGGCCGCCGCAGCCUUCGCGGUGAAUGGGCUCUCCUACGGGCUGUUACGCUCGCUGGGCCUCGCCCUCCCUGACCUCGCGGAGCACUUUGACCGAAGCACCCAGGACACUGCGUGGGUCAGCGCCCUGGCCCUGGCGGUGCAGCAGGCAGCCAGCCCAGUGGGCAGCGCCCUGAGCACCCGCUGGGGGGCGCGCCCCGUGGUGAUGGUUGGGGGCGUCCUCACCUCGCUGGGCUUCGUCUUCUCCGCUUUCGCCCGCAGUCUGCUGCACCUCUACCUUGGCCUGGGCGUCCUUGCUGGCUCCGGCUGGGCCCUGGUGUUCGCCCCUGCCCUGGGAACCCUGUCCCGUUACUUCUCCCGCCGUCGAGUCUUGGCCGUGGGGCUGGCGCUCACGGGCAACGGGGCCUCCUCGCUGCUCCUGGCGCCCACCCUGCAGCUCCUCCUUGACACCUUCGGCUGGCGGGGCGCCCUGCUCGUCCUCGGCGCCAUCACCCUCCACCUCGCCCCCUGUGGCGCCCUGCUGCGACCCCUGGUGCUCCCUGGCGACCCCCCGGCGCCACCCCGCGGGCCCUUAGCUGCCCUCGGCCUGGGUCUCUUCGCGCGCCGGGCCUUCUCAGUUUUUGCUCUGGGCACAGCCCUGGUUGGGGGCGGCUACUUCGUCCCCUACGUGCACUUGGCCCCCCACGCUUUAGACCGGGGCCUGGGCGGGUAUGGGGCAGCGCUGGUGGUGGCCGUGGCUGCGGUGGGGGACGCGGGCGCGCGGCUGAUCAGCGGCUGGCUGGCGGACCAGGGCUGGGUGCCCCUCUCGCGCCUUCUGCUGGUGUUCGGGGCUCUGACCGGGCUGGGGGUGCUGGCCGUGGGACUGGUGCCCUUGGCGGGGAGCCAGGAGGGCUGCCGCGGGGCCCUGCUGGCCGCGGCUGGGGCCUACGGGCUGAGCGCCGGAAGCUACGCCCCCCUGGUUUUCGGCGUGCUCCCGGGGCUAGUGGGCGUCGGAGGUGUCGUACAGGCCACAGGGCUGGUGAUGAUGCUGAUGAGUGUGGGGGGGCUUCUGGGCCCUCCCCUGUCAGGUAAGGGCCCGAGCCAGCAGAUCCGCUCCCAACCGUCCUCUGUCCCCCCCUUUUACCGCCUCCCCCCACCCCUGGGUCCCAGGCCUCUAAAUUCCUUUCCCCUUCCUUGCAGGCUUCCUAAGGGACGAGACCGGGGACUUCACCGCCUCCUUCCUCGCCUGCGGCUCUUUCAUUAUCGCUGGCAGCUUCAUCUACAUGGGGCUGCCGGGGGCGCUGCCCUCCUGCCCACCGGCCUCCCCCUCCCCGCAGGCCACCCCUCCUCCCGAGAGGGGGGAGCUGCUCCCGGUUCUUCCGGUCGCCCUGCUCUCCUCGGGAGGCCCUCGAUCCACUCUGGACACUACGUGUUGACCGUUUUGUUUGGGCCACUCCCCCAAUAAAGAAUUUCUAUCCGGUUUCCUGCAA